Molecule: messenger RNA, 1139 nt
Organism: Colossoma macropomum (tambaqui)
Lineage: Eukaryota; Metazoa; Chordata; Actinopteri; Characiformes; Serrasalmidae
Exons: 2
Coding region: 1-864 (287 amino acids)
Source: RefSeq, a predicted model, not a curated record
AUGACGGCUGAUCCCGAACCCAUUAAAAGCUGGGCUGAUAUUGUGGAUGAGACUGAAAGAAACAUCAACCAGUCUGCUGAAAUAGAAGACCUGAAGAAAGACGCUCCUGUGAAUGAGACCAAAACAGACCAACAUCAGAAGAACACCAGGAGAGGAACACGCGGCAAGGGUCGAACAAUAAACUAUAUAAAGGACAAAGAAGAGAGACAAAAUGAAGGACAUGAAGAGGAGAACAGCAGAAGAACAUCAGACAGAGGCAUCCGAGUGGGAGCUGCAGGCCAGAGACAUCAACUAGGAUAUGGAAUGAGAAGACGACAGUCUGAGAACAUAGGAACCUGUGGAAGAGCACCGGAAACUGUUCCUCAUCAGCAGAGGAGGGGACAGAGAAAUCAUUGGACACGAGAACAUCUGCAGAAGAGUCUGCAAGCCCCUCCUGAGGAGAAGAGUGCUCCACAGAAAGACAUCAGAAAGAAGGGAGAACAUCUGAGAACAUCUAGACCAGCAGACAACCAGAGAGACAGAGGAGCCCAUUCAGUCAGACAGAGAAUGGAUGAGUCUCACUGGAGAGGAGCUGCCCAGUGCUGGCAGAGAGAGCACAGAGUCCAGAGGAGUGACGCUCCACAACCUCCUUCACACAACGGAGGACGUGUGAGCGAAAGAGGAAGGAGAGGACAUCCCGCUCAGCCUGCACCUUCACGCACUGACAGAAAUGACCGGACCGUGAGAAAACCGCACUGGUGGCAGCACGAUGACCGCUCUGUAGAGUCUGAUGACGGACAGACUGGAGAGAGACACCACCAUAAGAAAUAUAGGAAUGAGAACAGGCAGUGGAAGAGUGGAAGAAGAACCAACACUUCAUACUGACUACUGAAAAAAACCUUUAGAGCAGCCUGAGAAGUAAGUCAGUGGAGACAACAACAAGAAUUUGGAAAAAGGAGAACACAGUCAGAGAACGCAGGAACCUGUGAAAGAGCACCUAAAUCUGAUCCUCAACAGUAGAGGAGGGCACAGAGAAAGGAGGAGAGGAGAGAAAUAUGUUAUCUGAAAGCAGGACAUCUGCAGAAGCAUCACCAAAGCCCUCCUGAGGAAAAGAGUGCUCCACAGAAAGACUGCAGAAAGAUCAGAGAACAAGCAGAUGG